UUACACUAAUUAUGUAAUAACUUCGACUCACCAUAUUAAAAAUGAUAUAUUAUGAUUAAAUCUUCUUCUUUGUUUAUUUUCUUCUUCUUCUUUUUUCUAUUUUAAUAUUUUAUUUUUUGGAGAACCAUAUGAUCAAUUCUUGCACAUGAACUUUUAGAUGGUGACAUUGCAAAGACAUUUCAAUUACUUAUCCACUAUAAAUUGCACGUCUUAAGCAUCAUUUGAUAUAUAUUUCCAAGAGCUUUCAUAUUUCUUUCUAAUUGUCUUAAUUUCCAAAAACAAAAGAUGUGUAAGAGUUUGUCUAAAAGUAGUACACUUACAACAUUUUCAUGCCUCAUCAUAGCAACCGUAGCCUUUGUCCAAAUAUGCCAUGCACAAAAUUCUCCCCAAGACUACCUUGAUGCCCAUAACGCCGCUAGGGCGGAAGUGGGCGUUGUAAACAUAGAGUGGGACAGCACAUUGGCAUCCUAUGCCCGACGAUAUGCCCUGAGCCGGGUUGACGAUUGUGCCCUCCUACGCUCCAACGGGCCCUAUGGAGAAAACCUCGCCGUAAGUAGCAAUCCGUUGUUCACUGGCACAGACGCCGUAGAACUAUGGUUGCAACAGAAAGUUGACUAUGAUUAUAGUUCGAAUACUUGUGCGAUUGGUGCAGAUUGUUUGACCUAUACUCAACUGGUUUGGCAUGAUUCGGUUAAUGUUGGGUGUGCUAGGGUUCAAUGCGUUAAUGGAUGGAUUUUUGUUAUGUGCAGCUAUAAUCCACCAGGCAACAUAAUUGGCCAAAGGCCUUUCUAAGCCUUAUUAAUUAUAAUUCUAUCAAAUAUAAAUAAAUAAAGCCACGGCAGUGGUGGUGGUGAUGGUGUACUGGUGUGGUUGAUUGGGAUUAUUGUAAAAAUCCUUUAACAGUUUGCAAAAAAAUGUAUCAUGUAUCAUAUAAUUUCCUCUUUUCUUAUAUCAAAUGACUCAAAUCUAACCAUUAUGAUUAGAAUGGCAA
Molecule: messenger RNA, 991 nt
Organism: Chenopodium quinoa (quinoa)
Lineage: Eukaryota; Viridiplantae; Streptophyta; Magnoliopsida; Caryophyllales; Amaranthaceae
Product: basic form of pathogenesis-related protein 1-like
Exons: 1
Coding region: 286-792 (168 amino acids)
Cellular component (GO): extracellular region
Source: RefSeq, a predicted model, not a curated record